Molecule: messenger RNA, 213 nt
Organism: Malassezia pachydermatis
Lineage: Eukaryota; Fungi; Basidiomycota; Malasseziomycetes; Malasseziales; Malasseziaceae
Exons: 3
Coding region: 1-213 (70 amino acids)
Biological process (GO): RNA splicing
Cellular component (GO): precatalytic spliceosome
Source: RefSeq, a predicted model, not a curated record
AUGGAGCCAACACCAUCAAUAGAAAAGAAUGAUGAUAUUGAGCCCGAUGCAGAUCAAAUCGCAGCUAUGAUGGGUUUUGAGAACUUUGGUUCCAGUAAAGGUAAACAAGUUGAGGAUAAUGCAGAAGGAUAUGCCUCUAUUCGAAAAGAGCAUAGUUGGCGUCAAUAUAUGAAUCGCAAGGGCGGAUUCAACAGACCGCUGGACAAAAUCUAG